UAAAAUAAAUAAACUGUCUUGAUCCUUUACAACAAAUUUUAAAGGUAUAUUUUCUUUUAAGAUUUGAGAGAAAAGGUAGCGAAAUCUUGGAUGUGACAGUCGCAAGCAAUAAAUGUGAACUACAGCGAAAGAGUGUAAUUUAUUUUUUACAAUAUUUACGUAUGAAAGCAAACUUGUCAAAUAUGAACGCGUUGCGACAAUUCUAUAUGGAGAUACCGAUUGUUACUCGGGCAUAUACUACGGUCUGUGUGCUCACAACGUUGGCUGUGCACCUAGAUCUAGUGUCGCCGCUGCAGCUGUACUUUAAUCCCACAUUAAUAGUGCGGAAGUUUCAAAUUUGGCGCCUGGCCACAACAUUCCUAUACUUUGGCACUAUUGGCAUUAGUUUCUUCUUCAACAUGGUAUUUACAUAUCGUUAUUGCCGCAUGCUGGAGGACGGUUCAUUUAGAGGGCGCAGUUCUGACUUUGUCAUGAUGUUUGUAUUUGGAGCCGUGUUAAUGACCUUCUUUGGCAUCUUUGUCAAUCUGCUAUUUUUGGGUCAGGCAUUUACCUUAAUGUUGGUGUAUGUGUGGUCCAGACGUAAUCCAAUGGUGCCAAUGAAUUUCUUCGGUGUACUUAACUUUCAGGCACCCUAUUUGCCAUGGGUUUUACUAUGCUGCUCGAUGAUAUUGGGUAAUACAGUGUGGGUGGAUAUUAUUGGCAUGGGUGUUGGUCACAUUUACUAUGUUCUGGAAGAUGUGUAUCCUCAACUCUCCAAUGGGUAUCGAUUGAUUAAAACUCCAUAUUUCUUAAAGCGUAUUUUUAAUGAGCAUGUUGAGCGAAAUUACCAGGCACCGAUGGAGGAUCGGCCAGGCGGAUUUAUGUGGGGUGGCGAUGGGCAACAAAUAAUAGCCGAGCCUGAUCAAAAUGGGGAUGCAGAUGCUGCAGAGCGUCGAGAGCCACCAGCACAAUAACAAAUAAAUCAUAUGUAUUAGUUGUUGAUAAAUUGUGUUAUAAGCGCAUUGACAAAGAACACAAUCUGACACGAGACCCUUAUUUACAUGCAAGAGAAAAAAAGAUGUGCGGUGUGUAAUAGUUAGCCAAAGUUGAUUCAAAAUAGUAGUGUUGGAAUGAUGUAUAACAAGACGUUUUUAAUAAAAGAAAGUUAAUUAUUUUAUUGUACAGUA
Messenger RNA from Drosophila busckii, 1166 nucleotides. It is a transcript of the gene Der-2, whose product is annotated as derlin-2. NCBI's taxonomy places the organism in Eukaryota, Metazoa, Arthropoda, Insecta, Diptera, Drosophilidae. Gene Ontology annotation, molecular function: misfolded protein binding; ubiquitin-specific protease binding. Gene Ontology annotation, cellular component: Hrd1p ubiquitin ligase ERAD-L complex; endoplasmic reticulum membrane. The coding region runs from base 162 to 953 and encodes 263 amino acids. The record is from RefSeq and is a predicted model, not a curated record. The transcript has 4 exons. Gene Ontology annotation, biological process: endoplasmic reticulum unfolded protein response.